AUGGAGGAGUUCCAAGGUCGAGAGCCACGCGGCCAGAUCAUGAGCGAGACUCGAUCCCUUGAGCUCAACCAACGAAAAUGGUGGAUCUCUGUUAUCUUCUGCGGUUUCUUGAUCUUUUCCGGAGACUCCCUCGUCAUGCUUCUCCUAAACUUCUUCUACAUGCAAGACAAUCGAUCAGAGAGUAAUCAAGACCGACAAUACAGAGGAACAUGGACGCAAGCUCUGAUCCAAAACGCUGCCUUCCCUAUCCUGAUCCCACUCUUCUUCAUCUUUCCUUCACCGAAACCAAUCCAGGAAACAGUCUCAUCAGACCAAACCAACAAUCCUCGUCCUCCCUUGUUUCGUGUUCUCUUGCUAUACGUUUCUCUCGGUGUUCUUGUUUCUGUUUAUAGCAAGUUAUACGCUCUGGCGAAACUAUACGUAGGUUGGGGCAUUCUGGUAUCAACUCAGUUGAUACUAACAUCCCUCUUUUCAGCUUUCAUAAACCAUCUCAAGUUUAACCGAUGGAUCAUCAUAUCCAUAAUCUUCACUCUUGCGGCCGACUUUUUCAGCAGCCCUGGAUUUGCUGGAACUCCUGAUGAAGAUGAAACCGAUGCUUAUGAUAUUAAGGCAUGGUUGAUCCUCAUUUUCCCUACUCUUGCUUUCUCCUUGUCUCUGUGCCUAAUGCAACUCGGGUUUGAUAAAGUGCUGGUGAAGACGAAGAGGUACGGUAACAAGAAAGUGUUUCGUAUGGUUUUAGAGAUGCAGAUCUGCGUUUCCUUCAUCGCCACGAUCAUUUGCCUAGCGGGUCUGCUUGCGAGUGGUGAGUUUAAGGAGUUGAAAGGAGAUAGCGAGAGGUUUAAGAAAGGGAAAACUUACUACGUUCUGAGUUUGGUCGGGCUGGCUCUCUCGUGGCAGGUCUGGGCGGUCGGGCUGUUAGGUCUGGUGCUUUUGGUGUCAGGUGUAUUCGCUGAUGUGGUUCAUAUGUGUGCUUCACCGGUUGUGGCUCUGCUUGUUGUGUUGGCUUUUGAUUUCGCGGAUGAUGAGUUUGGAUGGCUGAGAAGAGGUGCUUUGCUUGGAGCAGUCUUGGCUCUAGCGUCUUACUUCUAUUCCCUCCACAAAACAAAGAAGAAGAUCGAAGAACUGAACAAAAGACAGAACAACAACAACAACAGUGAAGCUUAA
Messenger RNA from Microthlaspi erraticum, 1164 nucleotides. Lineage: Eukaryota; Viridiplantae; Streptophyta; Magnoliopsida; Brassicales; Brassicaceae. The record is from the annotation of a GenBank genome assembly.